Messenger RNA from Ruditapes philippinarum (Manila clam), 9546 nucleotides. RefSeq lists its product as uncharacterized. The record is from RefSeq and is a predicted model, not a curated record. Bases 917 to 2443 code for a protein of 508 amino acids. The transcript has 8 exons. Lineage: Eukaryota; Metazoa; Mollusca; Bivalvia; Venerida; Veneridae.
GCCACUCUUCCAGUUAUUAUGCUAAUAUCUGUCAUCAUUAAACUGUUAAAUGCAUUGUGUGCUAAAUACAAAAGUGAGAGCGGAUCUUUUUCAUGUCUUCAGGAGAACAAUGCAGUCUAUCUAAUUAUUUGCUGACCCAAGGCAGACAAUAUGUGAAUUGAAUAAGUGAGUUAGACACGGCUGUGAUGUAGAAAGUAGAGUUUACUGGACACUGUUCGUUGAUGGAGAAAAUCCCCUACUGUGCACUGUGAUGUACAAAGUUCACUGUCAGAGACUGUGCUGUGAUGUAAGAAAUUCUUCUGUGAUGUAGAAAGUUUACUUUCUGACACUGUGUUCUGUGAUGUAGAAAGCAUAGUUAACUGGUAGACACAGUUCUGUGCUGUAGAAAGUUCAAUAGUGACUGUGUUUUGUGAUUUAGAAAGUUAACUAGUUACUACUAUAUUCGGUUUUCUGUGACAUAGAAAGUAUUGUUCAUUAUUACGGUAUAUACUUUUCACAUCAGAUUGGUCACUGGGGAAAUUUGUCAGUCGCUAAUCAAUACCGAGUGAGAAAGGAAGACCACUGGAUAUAUAUACAACCUUCUCAUAAUUACCAUGUUUUAACUGGUAAUUCUGUAAAAGGUUUUGCCUCGAGAAGUUUCUGUGUUGUAAAGUGAUGCUUUUUAUUGAUUAAAUGAGUUUAAUUGAUGUGCAGCGCUGUCAGUGGUUCAGUUAUUAGAUAAUUUGCUAUUUCUCUUCAGAUAACAUAUUAGAGUAAUUACCAAAAGUUUCAUGUUGAGUUUUAAUGAUGGAAAACUAGGGAGAAUUUUAUAUGAUUUUGAGAGGAAAUUGCUUUUUCGUCAUACGAUGAAAAUUAAAGUAUUUGAAAUGUUAUCAUGUGCUUGAUUUGAACAGUAAGGAGAUUAUUAGCAGAGUUGAUGCAUUUUGGAUUUUACUGUAAAAGAGUCAUGAUGGCUGCUAGUAAACGGAAGAAGAUGAUGUUGUAUGGAGGCUUCACCCUUGUCAUAAUAGUAGCCUUCAUACAAGUUACGUAUUUCAACGAGGCUUACAGUCCGCUACAAGUGUUGUCAGAUGCGCGGAGCGAGGCUAGGAGAUUGCUGAAAUUUAUAACAUUAUAUCAUUAUCAGUGUAACAAUACUAUACAAGGUGUAAAUGUAUCAAACUGGCCAGUAUGCUUAGAGAAAUCAGGAGGUUUAAAUCUGGUGCUAGGAGGUCCGAGGAUAAUGUAUUCUGUUGGGCCAACAAAUGAUUAUUCUUUGGAGAGGAUUUUAGCAUUUAACUUUUCAUAUUCAGUGUAUAUUUUCCAUCAUCAAAAAUUAUCCUUAGACUUUGUAAGAACAUCUUUAAAGAAUAGGACAAGAGUUGUCAAAACCAUAAUUGUGCCAAACGACCCUGCAGAUUUUGGGAGAAAUUCCUAUGAAACACAAACCUUGAAUAAUGUGUUUGAACUACUGAAACAACCUGUAGUAGAUAUAUUAAAAAUUGAGACAUUGUCAGACAUGAAACACUCUCAUGAACUCUUACAAUAUAUAGUCAAAGAUCAUCUUCUUACCAGUGUUAGACAGUUACAUCUUUCACUAUAUAUAGAUAAAGUAGAUGAUGAUUAUUUAUACAGUUGGUAUAAAGCAUUAUAUGAGUUAUUUCAUCAUGAGGGAUUCCGCUUGUACCACACGGCAGCCUCUGACACCCUGUGCCUCCAGGUGACACUGAUGGAGUCCUGUAUCUACUAUAUGUCGUGGAUCCGAGACCCAGGGCCAGAAACUUUUAUUCUCUUUCCACCUGCCAUAGAUGGUUCUGAAGGUUUUGAGGAAGAUCGUCUGCUUGACUACAUGGAUGAUGUGGAAGCUUCGUGUAGUAACGACCUUGAAGUAAAUUUACCGUCUGCUGCAGUAAUUACACUGUGUAUGGAUACAGUAGACAGAAAUCCCAACAAACCAUGCCAUGUUGUGUUAUUCAGAAGUUCUGGUGUUCAAGGAUCUAUUACAGCAAUACCUAACAGCAGAUGUUCAGUUGUUACCUUGGAAAUAGAAUCAAAUAAUCAGGGUGAAGUGACAUUCUUUGUCAAACAUAGGAGGUAUGAGCGGAGUGUCAUAGAACCAGUGACAUUAGAGGAAGCUCUACAGAAACAUCUACCUAUGUCACACACCAAUCUUGUUUAUAUUGACUUGAACAAAUCUUUCUGGGACAUUCUUACUCUUAUACUUGAUAGUGGAACUUUCUUUAAUGUUGAUCAAGUUAUAGUAAAUAUAAAGAAGUUGUGGGGUAAACACCGAGCAAUAGAAUUACGUAAAAAGUACAGCGAAUUACAGCGUAUAGAAGCAUAUGGCUUCCGAAAAUAUAAAAUCAAUGAGAAUAAACUGAUGUUCAGAGGAAAAUCUGUAACUGACAAUGACAAUUUUAAGAUAAAUUACUUAAAAACAGCAACAGGAAGAUCAUAUCAUUGAUACAGGUGUUAGUUAUAGGAAACAGUUAUUUACUGCCAUCAGUAUUCUAGGAUACCAUUCAUUUUGUUUUACUCAUGUGAACUUCACACAACAUGUUUAAGCAGCUGUCGAUUUUACUUCAUCCUAAUCGGGAACAGCUUGGCAAACAGCAAAACAAAUAAUUUAGUGAACAUUCUACAAAAAAUUAAAGCCACAAUUAAAUCAUGUGUUAUCAAAAGGCUAUAAAUAGUCUUGAAUUCAAUUAUUUAUUUGCUCAUGUUAAGGUGAGAAUGUCUUGCCAUUCACAUGGGUGCAAAUAUUUCAGUCCAUACAUAGCUUUGUCUUAAAAGUUCUGAUACUAGUAUUAGAUUCUGGUAGUAGUGAAUGUACCCCUACUCUCCAUAGAGUGCCAACAGCAAAAUUAACUUGCCUAUGUCAGUUGUAAAGAGCUAGGCCAGCCUGUAUAUACAUUUUAUCUAUUGUUAGUCUAUGUCAGUAGUAUGGAACUAGGCCAACCUGUACAUUAAUGAAGUCUAUGUCAAAAGUAUGGAACUAGGUCAGCCUGUACAUACAUGUAGUCUAUGUCAAUAGUAUAGAGCUAGGCCAGCCUGUACAUACAUGUAGUCUAUGUCAAAAGUAUGGAACUAGGUCAGCCUGUACAUUAAUGUAGUGUAUGUCAAUAGUAUAGAACUAGACCAGCCUGUACAUUAAUGUAGUCUAUGUCAAAAGUAUGGAACUAGGCCAGCCUGUACAUACAUGUAGUGUAUGUCAAUAUUAUAGAACUAGACCAGCCUGUACAUUAAUGUAGUCUAUGUCAAUAGUAUAGAGCUAGGCCAGCCUGUACAUACAUGUAGUGUAUGUCAAUAGUAUAGAACUAGACCAGCCUGUACAUUAAUGUAGUCUAUGUCAAUAGUAUAGAGCUAGGCCAGCCUGUACAUUAAUGAAGUCUAUGUCAAAAGUAUGGAACUAGGUCAGCCUGUACAUACAUGUAGUCUAUGUCAAUAGUAUAGAGCUAGGCCAGCCUGUACAUACAUGUAGUCUAUGUCAAAAGUAUGGAACUAGGUCAGCCUGUACAUACAUGUAGUCUAUGUCAAAAGUAUAGAGCUAGGCCAGCCUGUACAUACAUGUAGUCUUUGUCAAAAGUAUGGAACUAGGUCAGCCUGUACAUACAUGUAGUCUAUGUCAAUAGUAUGGAACUAGGUCAGCCUGUACAUACAUGUAGUCUAUGUCAAUAGUAUAGAGCUAGGCCAGCCUGUACAUACAUGUAGUCUAUGUCAAAAGUAUGGAACUAGGUCAGCCUGUACAUACAUGUAGUCUAUGUCAAUAGUAUAGAGCUAGGCCAGCCUGUACAUACAUGUAGUCUAUGUCAAAAGUAUGGAACUAGGUCAGCCUGUACAUACAUGUAGUCUAUGUCAAUAGUAUAGAGCUAGGCCAGCCUGUACAUACAUGUAGUCUAUGUCAAAAGUAUGGAACUAGGUCAGCCUGUACAUACAUGUAGUCUAUGUCAAAAGUAUGGAACUAGGCCAGCCUGUACAUUCAGGAAGUCUAUGUCAAUAAUGAAGAGCUAGACCAGCCUGUACAUACAUGUAGUCUAUGUCAAUAGUAUGGAACUAGACCAGUCUGUACAUUCAUGUACUUUAUGUCAAUAGUAUAGAGCUAGGCCAGCCUGUACAUACAUGUAGUCUAUGUCAAAAAGUAUGGAACUAGGCCAGCCUGUACAUUCAGGAAGUCUAUGUCAAUAAUGAAGAGCUAGACCAGCCUGUACAUACAUGUAGUCUAUGUCAAUAGUAUGGAACUAGACCAGUCUGUACAUUCAUGUACUUUAUGUCAAUAGUAUAGAGCUAGGCCAGCCUGUACAUACAUGUAGUCUAUGUCAAAAGUAUGGAACAAGACCAGUCUGUACAUUCAUGUACUUUAUGUCAAAAGUAUGGAACUAGGCCAGCCUGUACAUUCAUGAAGUCUAUGUCAAUAGUAUAGAACUAGACCAGCCUGUACAUUAAUGUAGUCUAUGUCAAUAGCAUAGAACUAGACCAGCCUGUACAUUAAUGUAGUCUAUGUCAAUAGUAUAGAGCUAGGCCAGCCUGUACAUUAAUGUAGUCUAUGUCAAUAGUAUAGAGCUAGGCCAGCCUGUACAUACAUGUAGUCUAUGUCAAUAGUAUAGAACUAGACCAGCCUGUACAUUCCUGUACUCUAUGUCAAUAGUUUAGAGCUAGGCCAGCCUGUACAUUUAUGUACUCUAUGUCAAUUGUAAAGAGCUAGGCUAGACUGUACAUUCAUGUUCUCUAUGUCAAAAGUAUAGAGCUAGGCCAGCCUUUGCAUUCAGUCUGUACAUUCAUGUAGUCAGUGAACUAGGCCAGCCUGUAUAGACCUGCAGUCUAUGUCAAUAGUUUAAAUGUUGGCCAGCCUGUACAUACAUGUAGUCUAUGUCAGUAAUGUAAAAGUAGGCCAGUCUGUACAUUCAUGCAGUCAAUCUGCUUCAACCGGUAUACCUUAAGCAAGCCUGUACAUAAAACUAUUUGCAGUUUACGUUUAAGUUAUGAGUUAGGCCAGCCUGUACAUAAAUUUUGUGCAGUCUAUGUCAAUAGAGUACAGCUAGGCCAGCCUGUACAUAAAUACAGUGCAACUAAAUGCUGACUUUUUAUAGCUCAAUUUUAGUGUUUUAAAAUUAAAAUCUCAUAUACGUACAUUUUAAUAUUCAAGUUCUAACAUGAUUUAUUUAAUGACUGACAUGAUUAAUUUAACGAAAAUACAGUAUAUCUUUAUGUUGUCAGUGACCACUUUUUGUUUUGUCUAGCUUUUGUUAAUAUUUCCAACAACCAAAAUGUUUGUUGUUCUUUUAAUAUCUGAUUAUUUUCUGUUGUAUUUACUUGUACUCUGGUAUGUUUGUUUACAUUGAUCCUGUUAACCUUCAUAUGCUAAAAAUUAUGUGUUUUCUGUACUUGAUUUAUAAUAUGUCACAUUAGAUCUGUCAAAACAUGAUCACAAAUCAUUGUUCUUCAAAUUAAAAUGCUUGUAUUUUGUAAAGAUCUGAUUUUAUUUUUGCUAGAUUUCCAAGAAAAGUAUGCCUAAAUAUUAACAUGAUUUUUGUUGACCAUAUUUCUAAAUUAAUUUAUAAAAUGUCAGAUCAAAAGGUAACUCUGGUGAGUUCUACAAGGUAUUUAGAUUAUCAUUAUUACAUAUAUUCUUAGGUACUUCAUAUUGAAAAAACACAAGUCACAAGUAGUAUUGUAAGAAUUAUACAAGAACAUGAUGAUCAGGGUAAAAAACGUCUUAAAUACAUGUAUAACAAGAAUUUAUUUCACUGCUAAUUAUCAUAAUUGGACUUGUCCAUAUUUCUGUCUGGAUAAAACCAGUAAUCAUUUUCAAUCAGUCUUACUGAAUAGCAAAGAGCACAGACCAUGAUAGAAGGCACAGCUGUGCUGGUGCUGGGUGAUCUUGGUUAGUGCUGGCUGAUCUUGGUUAGAACUGGUUUAUCUUGGUUAGAACUGGCUUAUCUUGGUAAGAACUGGCUGAUUUUGGUCAGUACUGGCUGAUCUUGGUCAGUACUUGCUGAUCUUGGUCAGUACAGACUGAUCUUGGUUAGUACUGGCUGAUCUUGGUUAGAUACUGGCUGAUCUUGGUUAGUACUGGCUGAUCUUGGUAAGUACUGGCUGAUCAUGGUUAGAACUGACUGAUCUUGGUUAGUACUGGCUGAUCUUGGUCAGUACUGGCUGAUCUUGGUCAGUACUGGCUGAUUUCCUUUCGUACUGGCUGAUCUUGGUUAGUACUUGCUGAUCUUGGUUAGAUACUGGCUGAUCUUAGUUAGUACUGGCUGAUCUUGGUCAGUACUGGCUGAUCUUGGUCAGAACUGGCUGAUUUUGGUCAGUACUGGCUGAUCGUGGUCAGUACUUGCUGAUCUUGGUCAGUACAGACUGAUCUUGGUUAGUACUGGCUGAUCUUGGUUAGAUACUGGCUGAUCUUGGUUAGUACUGGCUGAUCUUGGUCAGAACUGGCUGAUCUUGGUUAGAACUGGCUGAUCUUGGUCAGAACUGGCUGAUCUUGGUUAGAACUGGCUGAUCUUGGUUAGUACUGGCUGAUCAUGGUUAGUACUGGCUGAUCAUGGUCAGUACUGGCUGAUCUUGGUUAGAACUGGCUGAUCUUGGUUAGUACUGGCCGAUCUUGGUUAGUACUGGCUGAUCUUGGUCAGUACUGACUGAUCUUGGUCAGUACUGGCUGAUUUCCUUUCGUACUGGCUGAUCUUGGUUAGUACUUGCUGAUCUUGGUUAGAUACUGGCUGAUCUUAGUUAGUACUGGCUGAUCUUGGUAAGUACUGGCCGAUCUUGGUCAGUACUGGCUGAUCUUGGUUAGAACUGGCUGAUCUUGGUCAGAACUGGCUGAUCUUGGUUAGAACUGGCUGAUCUUGGUCAGAACUGGCUGAUCUUGGUCAGUACUUGCUGAUCUUGGUUAGUACUGGCUGAUCUUUGUCAGAAACUGGUCAAUCUUGGUCAGUACUGGCCGAUCUUGGUCAGUACUGGCUGAUCUUGGUCAGUACUGGCUGAUCUUGGUCAGUACUGGCUGAUCUUUGUCAGAACUGGCUGAUCUUGGUUAGUACUGGCAAAUCUUGGUUAGUACUGGCCAAUCUUGGUCAGUACUGGCUGAUCUUGGUCAGUACUGGCUGAUGGUCAGUACUGGCUGAUCUUGGUCAGUACUGGCUGAUCUUGGUUAGAACUGGCUGGUCUUGGUCAGAACUGGCUGAUCUUGGUUAGUACUGGCUGAUCUUGGUUAGUACUGGCUGAUCUUGGUUAGUACUGGCUGAUCAUGGUCAGAACUGGCUGAUCUUGGUUAGAACUGGCUGAUCUUGGUCAGAACUGGCUGAUCUUGGUUAGUACUGGCUGAUCUUGGUCAGUACUGGCUGAUCUUGGUCAGAACUGGCUGAUCUUGGUCAGAACUGACUGAUCUUGGUCAGAACUGGCUGAUCUUGGUCAGAACUGACUGAUCUUGGUCAGAACUGACUGAUCUUGGUUAGUACUGGCUGAUCUUGGUUAGUACUGGCUGAUCAUGGUCAGUACUGGCUGAUCUUGGUCAGUACUGGUUAAUAACCACCAGCAAAUUAAUGGUUUGAUAUAUAAAAAAUGAAAUUAAGACAAAAUAUUAUAUAUGAAAAUGUAAACAUUAUAAUUAGCUGUAAGAAUGUUGAUAUUAAAUGAAUACAACAUGUUACAUACAAAAAAAAAAGAAAAUUAGAUAUUUUAUGAAGUUGAUUUUUAUAUCUAAAUAAUAAUGUCUUCCAGUCAAGUCAUAGUGGGUAGAUCAUGAAGUAAAUAUACUUGUUGUUGUUACUUUAUAUGUGUAUAUACAAUACAUAUUUACACUUGAUGCUGCAUGCCUCCAGAUGACUGAAUGUUUAAAAAAAAAAUAACAUUCUUUUGUAUUUAAGAAAGUGGUAGUUGUAAUCUUGGCAUUAAGUAUUUAGAUAAAUUGCCUAUGUCUUAACUAAGGCACUAUCAGCAAAAUUUUUAUUUUAAAUGUCACAAUCAUUCUAAAAUAGCCUUUACUUUGUUAGUUAUAAAAUGAAAAUAUGAUUAGAAAAUAAUCAUACAAUAUAUUUAGUGUUAAAUUAUCAAAUGUACUAUGAAUAUUGACAUAACCAGUAUUUCUAAAACUAGUAUUUCUAAAACUAGUAACGCUUUCCCUACAUAUUAUUUGUUUGAAACUUGUUUAUUUUCUUGUCUGAAGGCAUGCUGUUGUUACUAUGGUGUGUUAUAGGUUUAGAGAUACUAAUGUUGUAACUAGAUAUUUAAUGUAGUAGUUUUAAAUUGAUCCAUGAUGUAGCAUUACUGUUAGAUACAUCGAAAACAUGUUUUAAUCAAAAACCUAAAAUCUUUCGGAGUGAGAUCAUUAACAAGACUCCCAGUAUUUUUAAAGGGAGACACAGGCAAAAUUUUUAUUUCUUAGUUUUGGAAUUUUCAUUUAUUAUUCUGUAAAUGCUCCCAAAAUGAAUACAUUAGACAGUCAAAAGAACAAAACUUUUCUCCAUAUAAAGAAUAAAAAGGUGGGUCAGGUUAGAGCGCUAGGAUUUCACAAUAGUUGUCAAAGUGAACUCUGGAAACGUUAAAGAACACGUCAAAUGAAUGACUUAGACUUGUUUCAAUCAUACAAUAUCUGUUAUUGUAAUUUCAAGGGUUUAUUCAAGUGACAUGACUUGUUUUAAAACUAUUCGUUGAUUUUAUUGGCGUCUAAAUUUUGUUCAAUAAAAUAGAUAUAUUUACGCUUCAAACCCAAAAUAUGUAGAAUUUAAACAGAAAUUCAUGCUAGAACUUUAAGAAAUGUCAUUUUAGUGUGAUUUGAGUACAUAAAAUCAUUUUGAUAGUUUUGUCAUUAUUUUGCCUGAAUAUCCCUUUAAGGACGAACACCAGACCACCAAAUUUUCAAACAUCAGUUGUGAAAUUUUUAGCUAUGUGUUUUUUUUAAUAAGUCAUAUUUGUUUUUUUUAUCUCCUGCAUGUUUUGGUAGCUGUCAAGUUGGCAUGGAUUUGUUGAAGGAAAACAAUGUUUUUCAACAUACAUUUCAUUCAACAAUCUGAUAUUUAUUUGUAAGCAAUAUAUUAUGAAGUAUAGAAUAGAAUAGAUGGAUGUAGUAUUCACAUGACUCUAAAUUCUACAAGUAUGUAAGAUAACCCUGUUACAAGGAGAGCUUUGGAACAAUGAUAACACAAAGAACAGGCUGAAAAUUACACUCUAUAUUGAAGUAUUCAUAUGAAAUGAUUGGGACAGGACUAUACUGUAGGUUAAAGGAAACUUGUUUUCAUGGGGAAAAUGCUUUGUUUUUAUAUAAUAUAUACUUUUUUUGAUACAGAACUUUAAAUUUUUUGAAAAUUUUAAUAAAGAAGAUGAGAGUUAAUGAAAGCAUGCGGCUAACGAUAUACAAUUAAAGCAAAAUUCUUCAGAAUCAUUCAGAAUAGCAAUAUGAUUUAUGUUAUAUAGAUUUUAUAUUGUUUUCCACAAUUUCCUGUUGUCAGUGUACUGUAUUGAAUAUCCCGUGCCAUCAUUAUCCAGUAUAUGUUUUAUAUCAUUAAAUUAUUACUGUAAAAUUUCUAGUCGAACUUGUUUAAGCAACAUUGUAUAGUAAAUGGUAUACAAAUUUUA